Molecule: messenger RNA, 264 nt
Organism: Knipowitschia caucasica
Lineage: Eukaryota; Metazoa; Chordata; Actinopteri; Gobiiformes; Gobiidae
Source: the annotation of a GenBank genome assembly
AUGCCUAAUAAGGAACAAAAGAAAUGCGUUAUCCUGGGGGGGGGGGGGGGGGGGGGGGGGGGGGGGGGGGGGGGGGGGGGGGGGGGGGGGGGGGGGGGGGGGGGGGGGGGGGGGGGGGGGGGGGGGGGGGGGGGGGGGGGGGGGGGGGGGGGGGGGGGGGGUGGGGGGGGGGGGGGGGGGGGGGGGGGGGGGGGGGGGGGGGGGGGGGGGGGGGGGGGGGGGGGGGGGGGGGGGGGUUGCAUCUGCAGCCGCAGACAUUGCUGA